AUGAGUAGACAGGGUGCCUCGGCUGCUACAGCUCUAAAGCGCCUUAUGAAGGAAUACAAGGAAUUGACAGUGAAUUCACCAGAUGGAAUAACAGCUGGCCCUGUUUCCGAAGACGAUUUCUUCAUCUGGGAGGCUCUCAUCGCCGGUCCCGAUGAGACACCAUUCGAAGGUGGUGUACUGACUGCCACAUUGACAUUCCCAAGAGAUUAUCCAUUGUCUCCGCCGGUGAUGAAGUUUACAUGUCCGAUAUUUCAUCCAAAUGUAUACAAGGACGGAACAGUGUGCAUAUCUAUACUGCACGCACCAGAACCAAACGACGAAAGUGCUGCAAAUCUAGACGCAGCCAAGAUGUGGCGUGAAGAUCGUAAAGAGUAUGAACGUAUAGUGAGGAGGAAUGUCAGGGCGUCGCUUGGGUUGGACUGA
This is a messenger RNA of Synchytrium microbalum, 423 nucleotides long. RefSeq lists its product as uncharacterized. Bases 1 to 423 code for a protein of 140 amino acids. Gene Ontology annotation, cellular component: endoplasmic reticulum; cytosol. The transcript is spliced from 4 exons. The record is from RefSeq and is a predicted model, not a curated record. NCBI's taxonomy places the organism in Eukaryota, Fungi, Chytridiomycota, Chytridiomycetes, Synchytriales, Synchytriaceae.